AUGCGUCACCUCGGGGUCUCAUUUCUAUUAACUUCGCUUCUGUCUGCGACUGGGAUCAUUGCAAGCGAAGAUCCUAGUGAUGUGUCCGUUUUGAUUAGAGAGUCUGGACGCGCCAGCAACCAGUCCCUGCUAUGGGGACCCUACAAGUCGAAUCUCUACUUCGGAGUGCGUCCUCGCAUCCCGAAGAGUUUGUCUGCAGGCUUGAUCUGGGGCAAGGUCGAUGAAUACAUUGGUGCCCAGCAGAAUUUUAGGCACACCUGCGAACAAAAUGAAGGCAUGGAUGGGUAUGGCUGGGACGAGUACGAUAUCCGCAAGGGUGGACGGGAGACUAUUCACGACGCCGGGAACAACUUGGACCUCACCAUCGACUUCAUCAAGGUCCCUGGCGGCGAGAACGGAGGAAGCUGGGGAUUUCGCGUCAAGGGCGAGCCUCGUGAGGGUGCUAGCCCAGAUCUACCCGUUUCGAUGAUCUUUUAUACUACACUUGAGGGAUUGGGCCAUGUGGGCGUUGAGACCGACACCACCGAGGACUCUGCUGGCAUUGAAGGCAACGUCAAGCUCAGUGGAUACUCCUCGGAGCUUGGUGACUUCUCUAUUGAUGUUACUACCGGACCCGACACCAACAGAUACCCUCGUUUUGACCACCCUAGCUCCACAGACAGGCCACUCACCAACAGCCUGGUGGGCAGUGUGUCAUUCCCCGAGGAACAGCUUUGGCAAGCAAAGGGUAUUUACUUCACUCAAUUGAAGAAGCAGGUUGAUGAAGCUCUUCAGGAUUAUGGCCAGGAGAACAUCCCGCCUCCUGCCCAGCUCUUUACGAUCAAGCACAAGCCUGGUCAAGGCAAUGCCCACUUUGUCCAAAAGGUUUUCACUGGCGCAUUCGAGUUCGAUGUCCUGUUCUCUUCGGGCUCUGCUCCCGAGCCAUUGACUUCGGAAACCCUGACCAAGGAGAUUAAGGAUGCCUCGGCUUCGUUCUCUGAGACAUUCGACAAGGUUCUCCCACCGCAGGCGCCGUUCGACUCGCUGAAGUACUCCAAGUUCUCCAAGGCCAUGCUAUCCAACCUCAUUGGUGGUAUUGGCUUCUUCCACGGAGAUGAUGUUGUGGACCGGUCAGCCAACCCUGCGUACGAGGAAGAGAACGAAGGUUUCUGGGAAGAGACUGCCGAGGCCAGAGCUGCAGUGGAGCCCGUCUUGGAAGGACCUAAGGACCUUUUUACUUGUGUACCCUCGCGGCCAUUCUUCCCUCGAGGAUUCCUCUGGGAUGAAGGCUUCCACUUGAUGCCCGUGAUUGAAUAUGACACUGAUCUUGCACUCGAGAUUAUCAAGAGCUGGUUCAACCUUAUGGACGAGGAUGGAUGGAUUGCGCGCGAGCAAAUCCUCGGCGCAGAGGCACGCAGCAAGGUUCCUGCCGAGUUCACCGUCCAGUAUCCUCAUUACGCCAACCCGCCCACCCUGUUCAUGGCCCUGGAGGCCUUUAUGGACAAGGUCAACAGCAACAAGAGCAAUGAUGUCUUGGAUAGCCAGGAUGUGACCGCCAGCCUGCGUUCUGCUACUGUCCGCCAUCCCGAGUUGUCCGAGGCAUACCUUCGUUCAUUCUACCCACUCCUGAAGAAGCACUACUUCUGGUACAGAAACACCCAGCGCGGCGAUAUCAAGUCUUACGACCGGGAAGCCUUCUCCACCAAGGAGGGUUACCGCUGGCGCGGACGUUCAGUGCAGCACAUCCUCACUUCCGGUAUUGAUGACUACCCCAGACCUCAACCGCCUCACCCCGGCGAACUGCACGUUGAUCUAAUCAGCUGGAUGGGUAUGAUGACCCGCACUAUUCGUCGCAUUGCUGAGCGCCUCGGCGAGCAAGAUGAUGCCGAAGAAUUCGCCUACUACGAGACCGCUAUCACUCGCAACAUUGAUGACUUGCAUUGGGAUGAGCAGGAGCAAACAUUCUGUGAUGCUACCAUCGACUCGUUCGAAGACAGUAUUCAUGUUUGCCACAAGGGCUAUAUCUCCAUCUUCCCCUUCUUGACUGGCAUGCUUGGCCCUGACAGCCCUCACCUCAAGGCUGUCUUGGACUUGAUCAGUAACCCCGAUGAAUUGUGGAGUGACUAUGGUAUUCGUAGCUUGAGCAAGAAGGACAAGUUCUACGACACCGAUGAGAACUAUUGGAGAAGCCCUGUUUGGAUUAACAUCAACUACUUGGUAUUGAAGAAUCUUCAUGAUACUGCAUUGGUUGCCGGCGACCACCAGGAACAAGCUCGGGAGAUGUACUCCCAGCUGCGCAAGAACUUGGUCGAGAAUGUCUUCCGUGAGUGGAAGAAGACUGGCUUCGCUUGGGAGCAGUACAACCCUGAUUCAGGUAACGGCCAGCGCACACAGCACUUUACCGGCUGGACCAGUAUGGUGGUGAACAUGAUGUCUAUGCCGGAUUUGGCUAAGACUGAAGAGACUGCCCAUGACGAGUUGUGA
This is a messenger RNA of Penicillium antarcticum, 2463 nucleotides long. It is a transcript of the gene cwh41, whose product is annotated as mannosyl-oligosaccharide glucosidase. Gene Ontology annotation, molecular function: Glc3Man9GlcNAc2 oligosaccharide glucosidase activity. Gene Ontology annotation, cellular component: endoplasmic reticulum membrane. NCBI's taxonomy places the organism in Eukaryota, Fungi, Ascomycota, Eurotiomycetes, Eurotiales, Aspergillaceae. The transcript has 4 exons. The coding region runs from base 1 to 2463 and encodes 820 amino acids. The record is from RefSeq and is a predicted model, not a curated record. Gene Ontology annotation, biological process: protein N-linked glycosylation; oligosaccharide metabolic process.